AUGGCACCCGCGCCUACGGACACCAAUUGGUCGGUUGAAUACGACACUUUGCGGCGUGAGAACCUUUUCAAAAAUCCGCCCAAGGACCAUACCGCCUAUCCGACAUUGGCCGAGUCCAUCAAGCCGCAUAUCGACUCGUUCAACCAACUUUUCGGUGGAAGCAAGAUUCUGGAGGAAGGAUUGAAGGAUAUCGGCACAAAAUCAUUCCUGGAUGGAGAAAUUGAGACUCCCGAACAAAAGAAGGCCCGUAUUGCCGAAGGCCGUAGAGCGCCUAAGCGCAACCGUCUGAAUGUGCGGGUCACCGAGAUCUUCCUCGACAAGCCCACCCUCCCACCCACCAACAAGUUUAGCCACAAGAACCGGAACAUUUACCCUUCGGAGUGCCGCGAGCGGCAUUCGACCUAUCGUGGGAAGCUUCGUGCACGUCUCGAGUACCAAAUCAACAAUGGCGACUGGAUCGAAUCCGUGCGCGAGUUGGGUCAGGUCCCUAUCAUGAUGCGCACGAACCGCUGUCAUCUCGAGAACGCAUCCCCGCAAGAUCUUGUCACAUACAAGGAAGAGUCGGAGGAGCUGGGUGGAUAUUUCAUUGUCAACGGUAACGAGAAGCUGAUCCGAAUGUUGAUCGUCGGCAAGCGCAACUACCCCAUGUCCAUCGUCCGUGGCUCAUUUGUCAAACGUGGUCACACUUAUACCAAGUUCGGUGUGCAAAUACGAUCCGUUCGACCAGAUCAGACCUCGCAAACGAACGUCCUGCACUACCUCUCCGAUGGCAACGUCACUUUCCGCUUCUCCUGGCGUAAAAACGAAUUCCUCGUCCCCGUCAUGAUGAUUCUCAAGGCGUUGGUAGAGACCAAUGACCGUGAGAUCUUCGAAACUCUUGUCGGCAGUGCCACUUCCAAGGGCAUGAAGAACACAUUCGUCACUGAUCGUGUCGAGCUUUUGCUGCGAACUUAUCAAGCCUACAACAAGCACAGUCGAUACGAUUGCCGGGCUCAUCUGGGCAAGUGUUUCCGACCCGUCCUUGGCGUGCCAGCCGACAUGUCGGACGAGGAUGUGGGUACGGAAUUCCUUCGCAAGGUUGUUCUGCCCCACUUGGGCAACCACAAUGUCACCGAGACCCAGGAUUACGACAAAUUCAAGAUGAUCAUCUUCAUGAUCCGGAAACUGUACGCCUUGGUGGCCGGUGACUGUGCUCCCGACAAUCCCGAUGCAGUCUCCAACCAGGAAAUUCUGCUGGGUGGCUUCCUCUAUGGCAUGAUUCUCAAAGAGCGUAUUGAAGAGUGGCUGCGCUCAUUUGGUCCCAUUGCCCGUGACUGGUCGAUUCGCAAUGGCGGUGCCAAGUUCUCGGAUCCUGCGUUCGAGCGCGAGUUCCUGGCGAAGAUCGUCAAGCGGUCCAACGAGAACAUUGGUAAUGCUCUGGAGUAUUUCCUCUCCACUGGUAACCUGGUGUCUCCUACCGGUCUUGACUUGCAGCAGACGUCUGGUUACACCGUCAUUGCCGAAAAGAUCAACUUCUAUCGUUUCAUCAGUCACUUCCGCAUGAUCCAUCGUGGUAGUUUCUUCGCGCAGCUCAAGACCACGACGGUGCGUAAGCUGCUUCCCGAGAGUUGGGGCUUCCUUUGCCCCGUUCACACUCCCGAUGGUUCUCCCUGUGGUCUGCUCAACCACCUGGCUCACAAGUGUCUCAUUGCCACGGACAACCUCGACGUCUCACACCUCCCCAAAAUUCUUGUUCAGCUGGGUGUCAGAGCCGAGUCCUCCGUUGCUAUCGAUGACAGCGUGGUCAUUCAAUUGGAUGGUCGCAUCAUCGGGUUCUGCUCACCGAAGCAGGCCAAGCAGAUCCACGACACUCUGCGAUACUGGAAGGUCUCCGGGUUGAAUGGUAUCCCCCGUGGGCUUGAGAUCGGAUAUGUUCCCAACUCGAACGGUGGUCAGUACCCUGGUAUCUACAUGUUCUCACAGGCUGCUCGUAUGUACCGCCCGGUGAAGUAUCUUGCCAACGAGGGAAUGGACUUUGUGGGUCCCUUUGAGCAACCAUUCAUGGAGAUUGCCUGUUUGGAGUCCGACUUGAUUGCGGGAUUGUCGACCCACAUUGAAUACACGCCGACCAACAUCCUCUCAAUUGUGGCCAACAUGACUCCCUUCUCCGACUACAACCAGUCGCCCCGUAACAUGUACCAGUGUCAGAUGAGCAAGCAGACCAUGGGUACCCCCGGCACAUCUAUCAACUACCGCACAGACAACAAGCUGUAUCGCUUGCAAACCGGUCAGACUCCCGUCGUGCGGCCCCCUCUGUACAACGCCUAUGGGUUGGAUAACUUCCCCAACGGUACGAACGCGAUUGUGGCCAUCAUCUCCUACACUGGCUACGACAUGGACGACGCCAUGAUCAUCAACAAAUCCUCACACGAGCGUGGCUUCGGACACGGAACCAUCUACAAGACCAAGGUGCACAGUCUGGCCGAGCGUGACUCGCGGCGCAGCAAAUCGCGACGCGAGGUGACGAAGCUCUUUGGAUUCGCGCCUGGUGACGAGGUUCGCGCGGAGGUCAAGGCCCUGAUUGAUAGUGAUGGUAUGCCUCACGUCGGUGUGCGUGUGAAGGAAGGGGACAAAAUUGCUGCCUAUCACAACGUCCGCUACGACGCAGCCACCGACUCGUUUGUCAAUGUGGACGGAAUUACCCACUUCAUCAAGUACAAGGACGCCGAAGCCGGAUUCAUCGAGAGCAUCCGGAUCAUGGGUUCGGAAAACGGCAAUGAGCCCGCUCAAUCGCUCAGUGUGAAGUACCGCAUCCCACGUAAGCCCGUCAUUGGUGACAAAUUCUCCUCCCGUCACGGUCAGAAGGGUGUUUGCUCACAACUCUGGCCCGCUGUUGAUAUGCCCUUCUCGGAAAGCGGCAUGCAGCCUGAUCUGAUUAUCAACCCUCACGCUUUCCCUUCUCGUAUGACUAUCGCUCAGAUGAUCGAAUCUAUGGCCGGUAAGGCCGGUGCACUUCACGGCCACCCCCAGGAUUGCACGCCAUUCCAAUUCUCCGAAGAGAACACUGCAACCGACUACUUCGGCCACCAACUGCUCAAGGCUGGGUACAACUAUUAUGGCAACGAGCCUUUGUACAGUGGCAUCACGGGUCGCGAGUUUGCUGCUGAUAUCUACAUGGGUGUUGUGUACUACCAGCGUCUGCGUCACAUGGUCAACGACAAGUUCCAGGUGCGCACGACGGGUCCCGUCAACGCCCUGACCGGUCAGCCCGUCAAGGGUCGUGCCAAGGGUGGUGGUAUCCGUGUGGGAGAGAUGGAGCGCGACUCGCUCAUUGCCCACGGUGCUGCCUUCCUUUUGCAGGAUCGUCUGAUGAACUGCUCGGACUCCCAGCAUGCCUGGAUCUGCCGUGACUGUGGUUCUUUCCUCUCCACGCAAGUCGCGGUCUCAGGUUCUGGCGCCUCCCGCCGUGCCGCCGUCAACCCCGGUGCGGCGGCAGCAGCGGCCAAGGUGGCCCCCAAUCAGAACUUGGGUGGCGCAGCUACAACCGUGGGCGCUCUGGGUGGUACGAACGGCAUUGUGCGCUGCCGUCGCUGUGCCCGUUCGGCCACCUUUGAAGACUCGCGUGCGGAAGCCUGGGAAGAUGGAGAUGGCCAGCGCUACGUCGGUGGUGACAAUGUCACUGUGGUUGCUGUGCCUGGCGUACUGCGCUUCCUCGAUGUCGAGUUGGCGGCAAUGGGUAUCCGCAUGAAGUUCAAGAUUGAGAACUAA
Penicillium oxalicum is the source of this 3747-nucleotide messenger RNA. RefSeq names its product DNA-directed RNA polymerase I core subunit RPA135. Gene Ontology annotation, biological process: DNA-templated transcription. The record is from RefSeq and is a predicted model, not a curated record. The coding region runs from base 1 to 3747 and encodes 1248 amino acids. Gene Ontology annotation, cellular component: RNA polymerase I complex; nucleus. NCBI's taxonomy places the organism in Eukaryota, Fungi, Ascomycota, Eurotiomycetes, Eurotiales, Aspergillaceae. The transcript is spliced from 2 exons. Gene Ontology annotation, molecular function: DNA-directed RNA polymerase activity; DNA binding; ribonucleoside binding.